Molecule: messenger RNA, 5076 nt
Organism: Corythoichthys intestinalis (scribbled pipefish)
Lineage: Eukaryota; Metazoa; Chordata; Actinopteri; Syngnathiformes; Syngnathidae
Gene: alx4b
Product: ALX homeobox 4b
Exons: 4
Coding region: 253-1353 (366 amino acids)
Biological process (GO): regulation of transcription by RNA polymerase II
Molecular function (GO): DNA-binding transcription activator activity, RNA polymerase II-specific; RNA polymerase II transcription regulatory region sequence-specific DNA binding
Source: RefSeq, a predicted model, not a curated record
AGGUCAGUGCAGUUCUGCGCGGUGGGCUUACUAUACUCAGGCACCCCUUCACACAGAGGGGUUUUCAGCAUUUCUUCUUUUUUCCUUCUGUAAAACAGUCCCAGAUGCGCCACUUGGAGCGAGCAAGAGCGCGUCAGUGUAGAAGUUCGGGGAGAGACGUUUAGGAGGAAGGACGAGAAGACCAGCGCGGAUUGUGCCAUUAAAAAAAAAUAAAUAAUAAUUUUUCAAAAAAAAAAAUACUUUUUUGUAAGUAUGAACGCAGAUACGUGCGUCUCAUACUGCGACAUGACCUCGUUGGAUUCGUAUUACAAUGCGUCCGCCUCUCAAGGCAGAGAGCACCAGGCGAAUCCGUUUAGGACUUUCGGCCCCAGCGAAGCCAAAUUCAGUCCCACGUUCGCGGCGAGUAAAGCGCCAGGAUACGGGGAGAAGUCUAGGAGUCCUUUUCACACUGAGUGCCCGUCGCUACAGGACGGCGCAGAGGGAGAGGGCCCCUUCCACAAGUACCAGCUCUUCAUGCACAGGCCCACCUGCAAGACCCCCCCUGAGGGCGGCAAGUUGCACUCGGACGGGGGCCACAAUGGCAUCCUCUACGGAAAGGACAGCGACCUGACAGAGUCUGAGUUACCUUCCAGUGUCGACCCCCCUGGGAUGGAAAGCAGCUACUUAAAUCUAAAGGACGCGGGAGUGAAGGGGUCAGCCGAGCAUCCGGGCUCAGAUCUUUCAAGCCCUUUGGAUAAAAAUGAGGCAGAGAGCAACAAAGGCAAGAAGAGGCGCAAUCGAACUACGUUUACCAGCUACCAGCUGGAGGAGUUGGAAAAGGUUUUUCAGAAGACGCACUACCCAGAUGUAUAUGCCCGCGAGCAGCUGGCACUCAGAACAGACCUGACGGAAGCUCGUGUUCAGGUGUGGUUCCAAAACCGCAGAGCCAAGUGGAGAAAGAGGGAACGCUUUGGCCAAAUGCAACAGGUUCGAACGCAUUUCUCGACGGCUUACGAGCUUCCGCUUCUAACUCGGCCUGAGAGCUACGCACAGAUUCAAAACCCUUCAUGGAUCAGCGGCAGCAGCGGUGCCUCUCCGGUACCAGGUUGCAUUGUGCCUUGUGAUAGUGUCCCCCCUUGUAUGCCCCCUCAUCCUCAUAGUCAUGGAGGGGUCCCCGACUUCCUCGGUGUGCCCAGCCCAGGAAGCAGUCACAUGGGACAGACGCAGAUGGGCGGUCUGUUUGGAGGAGCUGGAAUGGUUGGAGGGAUAAACGGCUAUGACCUCAACGUAGAUCCGGACCGCAAGUCUUCCAGCAUAGCAGCACUGCGGAUGAAGGCCAAGGAGCACAGCGCCACCAUUUCUUGGGCUACAUGACGUCCCCGACCAAGUCCUACACUGUCAGGCUGCUUGGCUUGGGCGGCCGGUAUUGAGCACUGUGGUGAGGGGUUUUAUUGUGAGCGCUUAUGCUAACACAGGUCAAAUAUACAAGGAGCGGCUGUACAGAUGGAAGACACUGCUGCGGACGACACAAUGGAGAUAAGCGAGAAUGCCAUCAUAAGCAGCGAUACACGUCCAAUCCAUUUCAAAAUUAUUUGGACAGUUAUCGCUGUCAAAUGAAGCAUGUUCAUUCACUGCCAUCUCAGUAAAAAAUGACUUGCAGAAUACGACACAUGGUGCAGGUGUAGUAGUGGCCAGUUGGAGAAUUCUGUGAGUAGUUAACAUGAUGAAAAUAGUCCUGGAGUGCAGAGAGUGGAGAACGUGAAGAGUAUGGAUUGUAGUAGUAUUUCUGCUGUGUUUCGGGCUGAAAAUAAAAAAAACAAUUAAUGAAAUAUGUGACUGAAUGAAAGAACCGAAUUCUACUUGUAGUUGUUAGAUGUCAAAAAACUGGAUGCGGCUGAAUAACUUGUAGGUGGGGUCUCAUUGACUUUUGAAUCAGUGACGUCGUAAUUGUCUAUUUGGGGCCACCUUCCUGUGCUUUUGACUGCAGCUUUUUCCAUGACAGUACUACUGAAAUGUCAUUUUGAGCAAAUGUGAACAAAAUGUAUUUUAUUUUCCUGUUGCUUGUACAAGAAUUUUAAAUAACACUGGGGAACCCAAUUAUGUUGAGUUAGAUAGGACAGCUGGUUGAAUGCUGAGCUCAGUUUUUUCUCUUACACGUCAAUUUUUAGAACUAUAGGAUCCUCGUUUUCUUAAAUGAUAUGAACAAUAGUAUACUGGAGAUGCACCAGAGAUUUGGAGGCCUAAAGUUUUCGGCCAAAAUGUGACUAAAAAUAUAAACCAUGACAACCCUACAAAAUCCAGUGGCUUUAGAAAGUCCUGGCGGAUCUCAUUCACCCUGAGCUGAGCUUUUUAACCACUCAGGGACUUCAACCCCAGAGAUAGAAGGACCCGCUUCAGGCUCUGCUUCCUCAUAGGAAGGCGUGUCGGUGGAGUUGAGGAGGUCUUCAAAGUAUUUGGCCCACAGACUAACGACAUCCCAGGUCGACGUCAGCAGUGCUCCAUCCACACUACAAACAGUGUUGGUGGUGCACUGCUUUCCCCUCCUGAGACGCCGGAUGGAGGAACAAAAUUUCUUUAAAGCCACCCAGAAGCCAUUCUCCAUAGCCCACCCCGGACUCCUACCAUGCCAAGGUUUUUGCCUCGGUAACCGCCAGAGGCUCGUGCCGCUUGGCCAGCCGGUACCCAUCAGCUGCCUCUAGAGUGCCGCAGGCCAAAAAGGUGUGAUAGGACUCCUUCUUCAGCUUGACGGCAUCCCUCUCCGCUGGUGUCUACCAGCCUUUUCUGGAGUUGCCGCCACGACGGGCAUUGACCCCCGAAGGCUGCAGUUUUGGUCAGCCGCCUAGGCAAUAGAGGCGCGGAACAAUGUCCACUCGGACUCAAUGUCCACCGUCUCUUUGUGGACAUAGAAGAAGCUUUGCGAGAGAUAGGAGUUGAAAUUCUUUUGGACACGGGACUCCACUAGGCAUUCCCCGCAAACUCUCACAAAACCUUUGAGUCUGCUGGACCGGACCGGCAUCUUCCUCCACUGUCAGAGCCAACUCACCACCAGGUAGUGAUUGGUUGACAGCUCCACCCCUCUCUUCACUUGAGUAUCAAAGAAAUUGCGGUCGCAAGUCCGGUGAUACGACUACAAAAUCAAACAUUGAACUGCGGUGUAGGGUGUUCUGGUGCAAAGUGCACAUAUGAGGCGCUUUCGGACCGCGGGAACCUGAGUUCUUAGUUCCUGUAACUAUCCUCCAGUAAUAGGGACUAUCCAACAUCAGGCAGUCAUUUUCAGACAUGGGUCCUGUGCCUGAUAUGAACUGCUGUGACGUUUGUGUCUGCGCUAGUGACGUAUUAUUUACUUGUCACACUCACUUUGAAAACUAAGCUGAACGUAAAACAAUGAAAUAAAUGAACGUCGAGGACAGGGCGGUAAUUCUUGCAUGUUCAAAGGGAGUAGUUUUCAGUGGCGAGUCAAUCCAGCAUCUAACGACGAGACUGGAGCAGCACACAGAUUUAGUACAGGUAAGUGUUUUUAGAUAUGGCGGCUUCUCGAGACGCGCGAGUAUGAAAGGAGCGUAGCUCCUGAUUUCAGUAAUUCACCAAACACUAACGUAAUCGAGUUCCUAAGGCCCCACUGAAAGUCCCUACCUUAGACAAUGAAACUAAAACCUGAGUUCUUGGUCCCUACUUCCUACAAGUGUGAAAACGCUAAUGGACACCCUUAUGCCUGAACAUGGUGUUCAUUAUUGAGAGAGCACCGCUUGGGUUCUGAUCGGGGGGGUGGGGUUCUUGCCAAUAAUGCCCAUCCCGUCAUUGCCCACGUGAGCAGUGAAGUCCCCCAGCAGAAUGAGGGAGUCCCAAGAGAAGGCACUCUCCAGGACCACCUCCAAGGACUCAGAAAUGGGUGUGUACUCUGAGCUGCUGUUUGGUGCAUAAGCACAAACAACGGUUAGGACCCGUCCCCCCACCUGAAGGCAGACAGAGGCUACCCUCUCGUCUAUCGGGUUGAACCCAAAUGUACAGGCAGCAAGUAGGUGUAUAAUAACAAUAAGUAUGCCCACACCUUCUCGUCACCUCCCACUGUGGGCAACUCCAGAGUGGAAGAGUGACCAACCACCCAGGAGUGGUACCAGAUGUCGAGCUGUGCGUAAAGGUGAGCCGGACCGCAUCGAGUCGGAACUUCUCAACCUCACGCAGUCGCGCUGGCUCCUUUCCAACCAGAGAAGUGACAUUCACGUCUCAACAGCCAACUUCUGCAGCUGGGGAUCGGACCGCCAAUCACCCCUCCUUUGGCUGCCACCCAACUGCCUACGCACCUGACCUCCUUAGUGAGCCCAUGGCAAGGUGUGGUUAUCUUUCCAUUAAUAUAAAAAGGAUAAAUUUAAAACAAUAUAUAUUUUAAACAGUUGUUAGACUUUUCGGUCGCAUCUGUUUUCUCAUUUGGUUUUUGGUUUCAAACAAGAAUUUUCAUUUCGGUGCAUCCCUACUUAACAUGUGUACUUUUUUAUUUUUAUUUUUUGAACAAAAAAGAAACAAUGACAUUAAGGAAACGGGCAUGACUGCAAUGUUUAUUUAACACUAUUACUGCAUGUUAAUGACAGCAUUCAGUAACUGUGUUGAUAACACAGUAUUAACAACAUUGUAAGUGGGUAAACUGAGGAGAAAGAACUUGAUGUGCAAGGGGAAAAAAAUGAUUGCAAUUUUGGAUUAGCAUCCCGAUGUAGUUGUAAUCAGCAUAAAAAUCCAACUCAACUGAAUGUUUUUCUCACAAAUUGUUACCCAGUGUAAUGGAGGUCAAACAGCCUAAACCAUUAAAUUGUUAAAUGAUGUUGUCAAAAAUACAUCGUGUUCAAAAUUAUUUCUAAACAAAAUAGUACUUUGGGCUUUAAAUUGCUUUCUAAUUUACUAAUGGCUUUAAGAUGCUUUUUGUAUAACAACCAAAUAUUAUUACUUAUGGUAGUGACCUUAUAUAAUGUGUCAUUGCAUUAAAUUAUUGCACUUCCAAUUUGGAGAAUUGUGUGUUUAUACGUCCACUGGGACAGAAGCUGAAAAAUGUUGCUGAGUUUAAGCCCUCCAAAUUAGCACCUUGACAACUGCUCAAGGUGCUGUUUG